AUGUUUCAGGGGCUACUGGCUGUCUUUUACAACCUGGGUGACAGACCCUACAACCUCACGCUGCCCUUCCAUCGCCUUGACAAUGGAGAAUGGCACGAGGUGGAGCUUCAUCGUCAUGGUAAAGAGUUCACCCUUCAAUUGGACGGUGGCGGCGGAAGGCGGGAGGUCACGGCCGCUCCUGGGCGGAGUCAGGAGAUAGUCAUCGACCAAUCAGUGGUGAUGCUGGGAAACUCCUUCCCCUCAGGACACAACCGCAGCUUCCUAGGGUGUCUACGAGACCUAAGGCUGAAUGGGCGGCCCAUGCCCAUUGCCAAGCAGCCCUCCGUGGGGUCUGAGGGGCUCCAGGUGGUCACUUCUCAGGGGGUCUCCCCAGGCUGCCCCUCAGACGCCUGCAGGAACCACCAGUGCUCUCCCCCCUUCAUUUGCAUGGACCUCUGGAGGAAACACGAGUGCAGGUGCCCCCCUGGUCACAUGAUGAAGAAGAAUGCCUCGGGCAAGGUCUGCGUCUACACGCUGUGCGCCAGCAGGCCCUGUCGCCAUGGCACCUGUGUGGCCCACUCCCCCUCCAAGUACUCGUGUCACUGCUCGGAGGGCUAUCGCGGGCGCCACUGUGAGGUCUCUCUGGCACUGUACCACAACGACGACAACAACACGCUGAGCCUCAGCUCUGCGUUUGCCAUCAGUAUCUGUGUCCUGGCCUUCCUAGUGCUGAUGCUUGGCCUGUUCCUCUACUCCUGCUGGAGGAGACACAAGGGCCUGAAGGAGAGCGUCUACCACGUAUCAGCACACCACGGAGAAUGGGAGGACAUCCGAGAGAACGUGCUCAACUAUGAUGAGGAGGGCGGAGGGGAGCAUGACCAGAAUGUCUUCAACAUGGUGGAGUUACAGAGGUCUCUGCAGCCCAGCCCAGCCCAGUCACUGAGAUACAGCUACCCACAAUGCAUAAUCUCCUACCCUCAGACGACCAAGCCACCGGACACCAAGAAUGGGACCAAACCAAAAGGAUCAAACGGACCCAAAAACGGCAGCACGGCAAUCGCCCUGCGCCUGGCCCACCCUCCGUCCGGGUCGGCUACCCUACCCUCUCCCCUCACCAUGCGACGAUCCCAUAAGUCCCUUUCCUUCUCCAGUCAGGACCUGGCCCGCUACCUGUGUGAGGUCAUAAGGGACACGGACCAUCCCCUGGGGGACAACCCUGGCUACAUGACCUCACCGCGUCUCCUGUCCAAUAGGGGGCAGCAUGGUGGUCUAGCCGUGCGCUCACUUAGCUCCCUCAGUGCUGGAGGUCAGGGGUCAGAGGUUAGGGUUCAGGGGAGUCAGGAGAGCCUGGAGCGUCAGAGAGCCCAGAGCCCACGGCUGGACAGGCUCAAAGCCCUGCGAGCUGUAGUCAGUGAGCUCAGAGUGGACACUGCUGUAGACUCUGCUGCCACCAAGAGCACAGAGGGACAGAAGGACAAAGUGAAGGAGAGGGAGGGGGCGGCCCAACUGUGAGAAGAGAGCAUGAGACUGGAGUUGUGACAUUUUUUAAUCGAUUGAUCCAAAGAUGGCGUUGGGAAAAAAACAAAUGAGAACAAAUAUUUAAGAAAUGUACAUUUCUGAUUUGUAAUCCCUUUGUAAAGUAUUCUAUGGGUGGAUUGUGGCAAAAAUGUGAUACAUCUUUGAUGUGACAUAUUUUACAACCAAUCUGGAAAAGCAGCACCAUUUUCUUGGCAAUGCCCUGUCUAUACCCCACAAAAACAUAUGUAAAAGAAGGCAAAAGUCAUCUAGAUUAUAAAUAGGGUUCCUUUUUUGUUGUUGAUAAUUAACGUAAUAUAAUUUCUGUGAGAAAAAAUAAUAUUUUGUUUGUUUUGUUUUGAUUUAACGCCUUUUAAAUAAAUGAAAAUCUUUGAUAAAGAAAUCAGAAAAACAUUUACAAAUUGAUGUCUGUGAUAAUAAGCCAUUGCUAUCUUUGAGGUUCAUUUUUGUGAUGCAUUUUUUGUUUCAGAUUUUUACCAACCCAUUUUCUUUAUCAAAAGCUAUGUUGGGUAAAUGCAUGCCUCUAUUCCUCAGC
Molecule: messenger RNA, 2050 nt
Organism: Salmo salar (Atlantic salmon)
Lineage: Eukaryota; Metazoa; Chordata; Actinopteri; Salmoniformes; Salmonidae
Source: RefSeq, a predicted model, not a curated record